Messenger RNA from Zeugodacus cucurbitae (melon fly), 5433 nucleotides. RefSeq names its product mediator of RNA polymerase II transcription subunit 14 (gene MED14). Lineage: Eukaryota; Metazoa; Arthropoda; Insecta; Diptera; Tephritidae. Gene Ontology annotation, molecular function: transcription coregulator activity. Gene Ontology annotation, cellular component: core mediator complex; mediator complex. The record is from RefSeq and is a predicted model, not a curated record. The transcript is spliced from 15 exons. The coding region runs from base 390 to 4991 and encodes 1533 amino acids. Gene Ontology annotation, biological process: regulation of transcription by RNA polymerase II.
CAGCGUGUCUCAUAUUAAAUUUAUGUCGCGUCUUGUGAAAAUAGUUUCAAUUAUUUGCUGUGAUCACUUUAUAAAAAAAAUUUAUUAGUUAAGAAGUGAUAAUAAUGAUAUUCACAUAACCAAUGAGAAUAGUGAAGCAUAAAACCACUAAAUAAAACAACAAUUGCUAUUCCCAUAGCAUAUUGAGUGCAGUGAAUAUUUAUAUUUUUUGAUAAAGUGCCGACAAAAGAAAAGAAUUUCAUUAGCUUGGAGAGUUAAUGAUGCAUACUACAAUAAACAUACAUACUAUAUUAUUUUUCAGUUCAUGAAUAUAUAUAUAUUUCUUAAGCGAAUAGAUUAAGUAGAAAAAGUGCCAAAACGAAAGAUCUGCACAUUGUUUUAACUACAAUAUGGCACCGGCGCCCCAGCCCUUGGAGGGAAAAUUUCAAGGUCCGAUGGCUGGUUAUCUACCCUCUGGCCAGGAGGGCGGUCCUCGUAUGAACACAAUUUCACUUGCAGUACUAAUUGAUUUUAUUAUUCAAAGAACCUAUCAUGAUCUCACAGUAUUGGCUGAAUUGCUUCCGCGUAAAACGGACAUGGAGCGAAAAAUUGAGAUUUACAAUUUCUCCGCUCGAACGCGGCAGCUAUUUAUACGUCUCAUUUCGUUAGUCAAAUGGGCAAAUUCUGUUUCUAAAGUGGAUAAAUCUGCGAACAUAAUGAGCUUCCUUGACAAACAAAAUAUGCUGUUUAUUGAAACGGCAGAUAUGUUGGCCCGUAUGUCCCGUGAAACGUUAAUACGUGCCCGCCUGCCCAAUUUUCAUAUCCCUGCAGCUGUUGAGGUACUUACUACAGGUACAUAUAAUCGUCUUCCUACUUGUAUACGCGAACGCAUUGUGCCUCCAGAUCCUAUAACGCCAGCUGAAAAGAAACAAACGCUGUUAAGACUAAAUCAAGUCAUACAACAUCGAUUAGUUACCGGCAAGUUGUUACCACAAAUGAGAGAAUUUAAGAUCAAAAAUGGACGUGUGACUUUUGAAGUAAAGCAUGAAUUUAAUGUUUCACUAACGGUCAUGGGUGAUGGCAACAAUGUACCAUGGCGGCUCUUGGAUAUCGACAUACUUGUUGAGGACAAAGAAACUGGAGAUGGCAAAGCUUUAGUGCAUCAGUUACAAGUAAAUUAUAUUCAUCAACUUAUUCAAGCACGUUUGGUAGAAAAUCCAAAUGCACUUAGCGAGGUUUACAAUUGUCUGCACUAUUUUUGUCAAUCGUUACAACUUGAGGUUCUUUAUACACAAACACUGCGGCUGAGUUAUGAACGUUUAGAUGACAACAUUAAUGUAGAGGAAUAUGUACCUGGCGUAAAAAUAACGGUAUCUUAUUGGAGAGAACUUACCAGUAAGGAUUCGAAAUCAGAGCUGGGUUAUCGAUUAACCGUACAAUCGGAUCCUAACGAAAUCGGCAGGCCACUUGCGGUUGUACAUGUACCCUCACUGGGCGCUAAGGAGUCGGCAGAGGUUGCUGAUCGCGCCGUACGUUCCGAUCAUCUUUCCAUGGAGCGUUUGAUUGUGUAUACGGUGUAUAUACGUUCUGUUUCGCGACUCAAUGAUCUGAAAUUGGAGUUUCAAUCAUUUUUAAAAGAGGUUGACUUCAAUUUACAAGGAACGCCAGCUAUAUUGACCGUGCCAGUGCUGACACCAUGCUUACGUGCCGAACAAGUACACAUAACUAUUGAUACACACACCGGCAUGCUGAGAUGUCACGUGCCAAAGCACUUAGAUUGUCCCAUCAUGCCCGAAAUGCAAACCUGUUUGAAUGGCGAUCGAAGUAAACUACAGCAAAUCAUGUCUGAGUUGAGAUUUUGGAUUACACAUCGUCGGUGUGAAAAAACUUUGCAACAUUUGCCGGCAGCUACCACGGAAACAUUACCUUUUCUCUCACUGCCGGAGAAUGCACUUAUGCAAUCUGGACGACAUAAAAUUUAUGUUAAACUGCAUCGACAUCCGAAUGUUAUUAUUGUCGUUCAACUUAAGGAAAAAUCCAAUAUACCUAACGAAAUGGAAUACACUUUCCACUUGGGCUUCGUCGCAUAUCAGACCACCGAGACGGAUAUUACAGCUGAGGAAGCGCAAAAUACACGUUGGGUCUCCAGUUCUAAUCCGCCACCACAUCCACCCACUGUCAGCGCAGAGGUGCCUAAGAUAUACACAAAAUUAUUGCGUCUAAUAGAGUUCGACACCUUCGUGGCCACACACGGACCUGGUACAGAUGUCGAUGAAUUGCCACCACAUAAGCGCAAAGCAAACAGCGAAAUUGGACCGCCUGCCAAGCAACAAAAGACAAUUUAUCCAGCUUACUUUAUACCCGAACUGGCGCAUGUCAUAGCCAUGUGUGAUGAAAAAAUACCGUUCUUGAAUUUAGCGCAGGAGUUGUCGAGACGCGAAAUACCACACAGCGGACUGCAAGUGGAGGCAAAUGCAACUUCACUGGUGUUGAAGAUUCUCGCAUUACCCAUGCCGGGUCAACAGCCACUAGAUCAAAAGAAUCCCACUAGCACAUCAUUGCCGGUUAUCGAGAAACCUAUAAUGAAUGAUCUAUUGAAGCGUUUGCUCUCCAUAUCCAUACGUUCGCAAAUGAACAAAUCCAACCAAAUGCGCAAUUGGGGUGUAGAGUUUGUAUUCUACAGCACACCGUUACAGAGCACACAUCAAAAAGAGCAAGGCAAUCGCCGCACUGUUUAUUUGACGUACGAGCAGGCGAAUCAUGAUUUCGUUAAAACCGUCGACGAUUUAUUGCGCGAUUGGUCGAAGAUUGUUUACCUUUACACGUUGAUUUUUAAUUUCGCCGAGCAUGUGAAAAACAAACGUCUGAACCUUGCUGACAUGGUUAGUGUGAAGUCGUAUAACUAUAUGAAUGUUUUGCUCGGUUAUGGACCUAAGAAGGAAGUCACUUGCAAUAUUUCUUGGUGCGCACAAACGAAUGGUUUCCGUUUAAUAUACGUUGGCGGCAUAUCUGCGGUGAACGCACAUUCUAUGAUGCGCGACCAGCUGGCAUCGCAUUUGAAUCGUCAGCAUAAUCUUACGCAAAUCGUGCAAAUACUGCAUGAAACGUAUACACCGCUCAGUUCGAUAUCCAAGCUGCCCAUCAUACCGCUGUUAGGCAUACCACGGCCACAAGUGCCUAUAUUGUCGUUUUGUAUUCUGCCGCAAUCGCCGUGCCUCAUACGUUUGACAUAUCAAGCUAUUUACUGCCUGGAGAUACGCAUGCGCAGCGGUCGUUUAGUAUCGAUUAGAGAUGGCGCAUACUCACGCUUCGAUCGCAAUUUAAUAGAUGAGUUCACACCAAUACAAGGCUUGAAAGGCUUCCUCUUGAAACAUGUCGAUGAAAAUGCCGUCUACCGCGGUCGUUCACAAAGCGAAGAUGACAAUCCGCCAUCACCUUUGGGUAUGGAGGACAACUAUUGUGGUCCGGGUAGUGUGUCUGGCGCUGGCGCCGGCGGCUCAUCGCCGUUUACAAGUGGUGGCAUGCGUGGUCCACAGUCACCGCGAGACAGCGGUUUACGUUUUCCCGCGCCACAUACACCACCAUCCGGCUCAAAUCCACAUACACCAGCCAGUCCACAUCCAUCUGCGAACGCCGGCGGUGGUAACAAUCCAAAUCAUCCUAAUUUCAAUUUAACCUCGCCACCUGCACACCACAUGCCACAUCCUUCACCCGGCGGCCUGAUGCCAUCAUCACCACUCAAUCCGCAGCCAAGUCCACACAUGGCACAUAGUCCCGGACCGAAUACGUUGUAUAUGCAAGGGCAUCAGGAUUCACCGUUCACUGCCAUGUCGCCAGCCAACACCAAUUGGCCGGGUUCACCCAGCAUGCCACGUCCAUCACCACGUCCGGGCCAGAGUCCGGAGCAUAAACCAAGCGGCGGCUCUGCUGGUAACACGGGCACCUCAUCGGCAAUGUCACGCGUGCCCUCGAAUCGUUCAUGGGCCGGCGCCGUGCCCACGGUACUCACGCAUGAAGCUUUGGAAACGCUUUGUCGCCCAAGUGCACAUCCCAACAAAGAUAUCACUGGCCCAGAAAUUAGUCCAAUGGAGCGCUUUUUGGGUUGUGUAUUCAUGCGUCGCAUGCUACAGCGCCACAUACAAGGAGACGAAUCGAUAACGCCACUCAAUUCCAACGAGCCAGGCAUGGUGCUCUUCAAGGUGGACGGUCUGCAGUUUCAAGUGAUGCUUAAUCAAAUGCACAUGGAAUCGUUGCAUUUGAAGGCGCAGCAUUUGCCCACACCACCCACGCCGGAUGGCAAACAACCAUUCCAGCUGAGCGCCGACGAUUUGCUGGUGUUGGAGCAGUUCUUUGAUUUGCGUGUGGUGGCGCCACCAUAUCGGCCGAACGCCAUGACUGCCUACUGUCGUGUGCUGAGCUGUCCGGGUCAAGUGCUCAAGGAUUUCGUGCAAAUUAUGCGACUCGAUCUGAAACCGGAGGUGAUGGGCGAUCAACUGAAGUGGGCGCUGCAAUUCUGCAUGCGUGUGCCACCGUCGGCGGCCAUAAUACCGAUCGGUACGCCGGGCAUCUAUAUUUGCAAAUUAAAGAUUCUCUUCUUCUUGCAAAUCACACGCAUCCCAUACAAGGGUAAAGAGUGGAAAGAUAGCCCAACGUUGUUGUUGCCAAUGGUUUACGAUUUAACUUCGAAUAUUACACAGUUGGUUGAGCGGCGUGAACAGGUGCAAUCGCCAGCCAUGAAUGCUGCCAGCGCAUUGUUGCGCCGCUUCACAGAAUUCAGCGUGCAGCAUGGUCAGUGCUCGCUAUUCCCAGCGGUUUUAGAUUUGCUAACCAAUCUGCAGCUGCCAAACGAUGUGCCGCCACCCAAUCAAAAUAUCGGACCACCGGUGGGUCAAGUGGUGGGUUCCAGUCCAAAUCCGAUGAUGCAUUCGCCCAUGCAGCAAAUGGGUCAGAUGGGACCAUCGCCAGUUGGGCCCGGUUACCCGCAAAUGGCGCAGAAUCAAGGUCCGCAGUGAUGAAGGCGCAAACGCCGCACGGUAAACAAGAAUAACGACUGUGCUGGCAGUGCUGGCGGCAACUAACUUGGCAAAGUACAGUGUGUUUUGCUCACACACAAACAAAUGGGACACAAAUUAACCGGCCUUUAACUCGGAACAUUUGUUUUUGUUUUAUAUUUUGGAACAUAUUUGGAGAGAUGAUUGUGUUCGAAAUCGUCGGGCAAUGACAAUUUGUCCAAGCACAUAUUGCAAAGAUUACGAUCCUUAUACACACACACAUAUACAUAUACACAUAUAUAUAAAAAUGUUUGAAAAUUAGUUAUAUUAAUGAUUUGACAAAACAAAUAAUAUUUAUUAAGAUUGCUGAAUAUAUUAUAAUUACCGCUAAUAAUUGCAGUUCUUUUUCUCCAUACACACAAAUAAAGUGCAAAAUAAAAAUGAUAUUGUAAUAUUAAAAAAG